CCGUGAAAGCGAGGUUAGGUUUUGUAGGAUCAAAACAUCAAUCAACCCCACAACUACUUUUUCGGCUAUGAAACCAUCAAUAUUGAAAUUAAGUAGUUGGACUAGUUCAGAUAUUUCACUUUUCUUUCAAAUUUUAUCUUACUCCAAGUAAUCAUGUCGGUACCUGCAACUAUGUCAUUUUCUGAUAGUGAACCUUGUCCCACCCUGAACCUGCAAGUGUUUGUUUGCAGCGUUUGUGGAGAGGAUCAUGAGACUGAAAAUUGUUCUGUACUUCAAAGUCUGAAACAGGUGUAUGAUUCCAGGAUUUUGUCACGGGCCAGACAAACCUUGCCCAAAGAUCUCAUUGUCAAGACAUUGGCAGAUGGUAGUACUACUGUUAUCUCCAAUGUAAUAAUUGCUCAAGGAACUCAGUUUGGUCCUUUUCAAUCACCUCUAUCAAUAGAUCUUCAUCCUGGAAUUGUAUUUCCCCUCAAAGUAUUUGGUAAGAGUUUGGAUGAAGGUUAUUAUUUGGAUACUACUGAUGAAGAGCUGUGUAAUUGGAUGUGCCUUGUUGCCGCAGCAACUAACAUCAGGGAGCAAAACCUCAUAUGCUAUGAUGUGAAACAAAGCAUUUAUUUUACAACAACAAGAGAUGUGCAGCCAGGAGAAGAACUUCGUGUAUGGUAUGCGCUAUAUUACGGGCUGAAACUGCAGGCCCUACCAUUGUCAGACGACUCCGUCCAAGAGGAAGGAUUUUUUGAUCUAGCUGAUGAGGCAGAGGGGAGGUGUAAAUCAAAUGAAGAAGCCUCCGUCUUGCUUGGUCAAGACUUACUACAGACACUUGCCCAGCAUCUGCCAGCUCAUGUUCUGGGGGCUUCACGAGAAAGAGAUGUAUGGAUUUGCAAAUUGUGUGGUAUGCAGGAAUCAAAUGUUGCUAGUUAUGCUCGCCACCUUAUGACACAUUACCACCAGCAAAUAAAUGAUCACCCAAAAUGUAACAUUUGUGCUAAGCGUUUCUUAAGUAAAAAGGUACUGCAGAAGCACAUGUUGAAGUUUCACAAAAGUGCCAGUGAUGGAGCCACACAAAUGAAGAUUUCUCUUGAUGAAUCUCAGACAAGAGAUCUUGAGAGCUCUGAAUCUCAGGUAGAUAAAGGUCUGCGCUUUGAUCUCAAAGAGACUUCUGGUCUCAAACUGGAACAUGAUGUUGAUUCUGUUCAUGAGUCCGUUCAACCACAUCAUUCUAAAAAUUCUGAAGAAAAACUGGAUAAUGAGAAGAGUGUCUUAUCUUCAGAUAGUAAAAGUAUAAGUCAAAGCCCCAAGAAAAGCUUGGGUAGUGAUGUAUCUGAUGUAUCUGGUGAAAAUGGUUUGGAGUUGCAUGUUGCAAGUAACAGUGAGCAAUUGGUAAUCCAGUCAAAUAAUGGGGAAAGUUUUUCAAAAACUGUCAAUUUAAGUGGAGCUGAGGACCUAGACAAAGCUCUAGCUACUGGAGAACCUAUAACAUUCAUUGUGGCAGCACCAACUGAUGGAAAUGAAACUUUUCUGACAAAUAGAAUUGUUUCUGACAAAAUGACGCAACCUAAUAUUGGUGAACCUUCAGAUGCAUCUUUCAGUCUGGUUUCACCACAUCAUUCCUCUAGUCCAGACCUAGGGGAACAUGAAAAUGAAAAUCUAGCAUAUAAUUGCGACAUUUGCCAUAAAUCCUUUGGAAAAUGCUCAUAUUUAUACCGCCACCUUCGCAAGCAUACCGGUGAAUUUACUUGUGUUACUUGUCUGGCAGUGUUUGCUCGCAAGGAAAAUUUGAAAACUCACUCAUGCUCUCAACCCAAAGAAUGGUUCCCUUGUUCCACUUGUGGAAAAAAGUUUUCAGCAAAGAAAUACCUACAACGGCAUGUCCCCAUGCAUACAGGAGAGUUUUCCUGCCGUGAAUGCAAAAGAAACUUUGCAUCGAGGCUUUCUUUGAAGUGUCAUCGAUGUAGUGGAAAUAAAUUGGAACCGGGGAAGGUCAUGAUAAGCUGUUUCUUGUGUAAACAAUCAUUUGAAUCAGAAUUUAAAUUACAGUCUCAUCUUAAGGCACAUGAUUUGAAUAAAAACAAAUCUGGUCCUCCUAAAUCAAAAAUUUGUAAAUCUCAUUCUUUACAGAAGCAUGCCAAAAAAAAGGAUGAUAGCAUUCCAGAACUAAGUCAGAGUGAGUCACCUGAAAGAAAAGUUUUUAUUUGUGAAGUUUGUGGUGCAAUAUUUAAAAGUUCCUCUAGCAUGAAGACUCAUAGAUUUCUUCAUGAAGAGAGGAAGUUUGAAUGUGGUAUUUGUAAAAAGCGAUUUCAUAGGAAAGAUGUUUUACAAGAACAUUUGCGUGUUCAUCAGGAUGCCAAUUUUCCUUGCUCAAUUUGUGGGAAGAAGUACAAAACUAAAAAGAGUCUUUAUGUCCACUCACUUAUUCAUAAAGGAUCCAAACGCUUUGCCUGUGGGGUUUGUGGAAAAGAAUUUUUUCAGAAGGGAAAUUUGUUUAAACAUAUGCAAACUCACACUUCUGAACGACUUUAUAAUUGUGAAUACUGUGAGAAAUCAUUUUCAUCUAAGGAAUACUUCAAUAUUCAUGUACUAUCGCACACUCAGGGAAAAAUAUUUCAGUGUGAGGCCGAGGCUUGCAAGAGAAGUUUUGUAAAGAAACACUUACUAGAUACCCAUCGUCAACUAUACCAUUCAAAUCGUGGUUUCUUGUGCAAAUUUUGCAAUACUGUUAUUCGACAUCGACACUCAGUCCGCCGCCACCUAGAGAAAACCCAUGGCGAACAUCAAGAAGAGUGGUCGGCUCCAGGUUUCCUAGAUACUCUUCUCGCUGAGCUCCCAGAAAAUUUAUUACAACUAUCAGGGGACCUAAAACUAUCCCCUAAACAGCAGGAAGAACGCCAGCAUUUAUUAGAAUCGCUACGGAAAAUGCAUUUUCAAAACAAAAGUAUUCUGACAGGAGCCCCUGUUGACACGGUGUCAUCUAAAGUGUUCACACUUUCUCCAAUUUCAACACCUGAAGUUCAAGUAACUUAUCCAAACCAGGUGGAUUCUCAAGUUAUGCUUCAGCCCUCUCAACAACUGACACUCAUUGAUAACUUUUUACCGGACUAUGUUCAAACCGAGUCAACAAUGUUGCUGGGUGAGGAGCAUUCUGUCAUUGUGUCUGAGAGUGUCCAAGGUUCAGAAGGCGAAAUACUACUAACACUGGUAGACCAAGAAUCAUCUGAUAGUAAUGUACCUAACACAACACCUGUUCUCACCUCUGCUGCUUUUGGCUGUGAUAUCAUUGACCCAGGGGGUACUUUUAUGAUGGAAGACAUCAAUGGAAACAACAGUGUGUUAUUGUACGUGGUAGAAACAUCAAAUGGUGAGGAAGGUGACUCCCAAGACUUUGUGUGGUGUAAUGAUGCUGUUAGAGAGUAAAUGUAAGAAAGAAUACUUUAAGAUUGUUAUUCUAGUCUUCCUUCUCUUGUCAGAGAUAACAUUUUGGGUUUGAUGUGUAUUUUUAUGUGGCUGAGAUAUGCAGUGGGAGUGAGUAGAAAUAGAAACUUACAAGAAAUAA
Molecule: messenger RNA, 3550 nt
Organism: Thrips palmi
Lineage: Eukaryota; Metazoa; Arthropoda; Insecta; Thysanoptera; Thripidae
Product: PR domain zinc finger protein 15-like
Exons: 14
Coding region: 154-3411 (1085 amino acids)
Cellular component (GO): nucleus
Molecular function (GO): protein binding
Source: RefSeq, a predicted model, not a curated record